Molecule: messenger RNA, 348 nt
Organism: Rhinichthys klamathensis goyatoka
Lineage: Eukaryota; Metazoa; Chordata; Actinopteri; Cypriniformes; Leuciscidae
Product: ribonuclease inhibitor-like
Exons: 3
Coding region: 1-348 (115 amino acids)
Molecular function (GO): protein binding
Source: RefSeq, a predicted model, not a curated record
AUGGAACUCUCUAAUUGCAGUGUAACAGAAGAAGGUUAUAAAGCUCUGGCUUCAGCUCUGAGAUCAAACCUUUCACACCUGAUAGAGCUGGAUCUCACAGGGAAUGAUCCUGGAGAAUCAGGAGUGAAGCAGCUCAAUGAUUUACUACAGGAUCCAGACUGUCAACUGAAGACACUGAGGUUUUUGAGUCCUGCUGCAGAGGAAGCCUGUCAGUAUGUGAAUAGAGUUGUGGGUGAAAACCCGUUUCUCCAGAGAAAGCUGAAUCUGAGUGGACAUAAACUAGGAGACACACGAGUGAAUCAGAUCGCUGCUCUACUGCAGGAUAACACUGUCGACUCAACACACUGA